UUUGGACAUACGUAUAUAAAUACGUUUUAUAUUUUAUUUAAACAUAUUAUUGAGAAAUGAUCACGUAAAUUUCUUUAUCAACUAAAAACUUCUAUUUUGUUUAUGUUUGUUGUAAUUAACAUUUAAUGUUGUAAGAAUGGAAAAAGAAAGAUUUACAAUGCUACUUUUGGAACCAGGGGAAAUAUUUUUUGAGGAUUAUAGUGUUCAAAUGAAGGUACCUAAUACUUCUAAUUCGACAGAGCAAAAAUGGAUAGACGGAAGAUUAAAAUUAUGUUCAAAAUCCUUAGUAUUUGUAAAUAAGGAUAUUAAUCAGCCUUUAGUUAAAAUACAACUUAAAGAAGAUAUAACUAUCGAUCAAUGCGAAUCCGACAAUAAUAUAACAAGACGCACCAAUGUAUUGUCGGUCAAAUGCAAGCAGUAUGUGCAGAUGUUGGAGAAAAAUAUAAUCGCGCCAUAUAAAUUUAUACAUGAACAUGCCACUUUCUACUUUUAUUUCAACUAUGCAAAAGUAGAAGACUGUCUCCCACAAAUUUUGCAAUUACUGAGAGCGGCUACUUUGCCCACUGCUGAACAGAAUGCCAUGAUUAUGCUAAUCGUGCAUUCAAGACAGUCUAGAGUUUCGUUCGAUACAUCUUGGCUAGAGGAUUUAUACGAGCAAGUUGUGUUGGAAAUUCAAGCGAAUAAAAUACUACCCCUUGUUAUAAAUCCAGGCAGAAUUCUUUUAACACACUCAAGAAUUUAUUUUCAACCUUACAACAAUUUGGAACAAUAUCCAGUUCUAAAAAUACAGCUAAAGGAUAUUGUUAACAUAAUAAAGAGAAGAUUUAUUUUAAGACAAAUUGGACUUGAAAUUAAAUGGUUAAGACAUUCAGAGAAUAAAGUUGAACAUUUGUUUGUAUCAUUAAAGAAUCAAAAUGAGAGGGAUGAACUGUAUAUGAAUUUAUUAAGACAACCUGCAGUUUCCCUAGAAAGAGUUCCUCAAGAUCAAAUGACUAUGAGAUGGCAGAAUGGUUCUUUAUCAAAUUAUGAUUAUCUGUUAUAUAUUAACAGUUUGGCAGAUAGAACUUUUCAUGAUUUGACUCAGUAUCCGGUAAUGCCAUGGGUAAUACAAGAUUACACGUCUUUUACAUUGGAUUUGAACGAUCCCAGUGUUUAUAGAGAUCUUUCAAAACCUAUUGGAGCUCUUGAACCAAAUCGAUUCAAAAAAUUGAAGGAGCGAUAUUUGGAGAUGUUAGAACCAAAAUUUUUGUAUGGUUCGCAUUAUAGCGCACCAGGAUUUGUAUUAUUUUAUUUAGUUCGAAAGUAUCCUGAGUAUAUGCUGUGUUUACAAAAUGGAAGAUUUGACCAUCCCGACAGAAUGUUCAAUAGUGUAGCUGACGUAUGGAAAAAUGUUUUGGUGAACAUGUCUGACUUUAAAGAACUGAUCCCGGAAUUUUAUGACACAAACAAUGGUGGUGAUUUUUUAGUGAACAGUUAUGGUAUCGAUUUUGGUUAUCGACACGAUGGUACAAAAAUAGGAGAUGUACAGUUACCAGCGUGGGCAAAUGGACAUGCUCAUUUUAUACAAAUAUUAAGAAAUGCUUUAGAAAGUGAUCAUGUUUCCCAAAAUCUUCAUCAUUGGAUUGAUUUAAUAUUUGGAUAUAAACAACGGGGAAUUGAAGCGGAGAAAGCUGAUAAUGUAUUUUUUCACUUGUGCUACGAGGGAGCGGUAGAUCUAGAUACUAUUCUGGAUGUUAAUGAUAGACACGGUUUAGAGAUACAAAUUAUGGAGUUUGGUCAAAUACCAAAACAAAUUUUUACUUUACCUCAUCCAAAGCGUUCUGUCACAGUGUUGGAUAAAUUGUCUACUGAAACUGUUUCAACGUGUUUUAAAAGUGGAACAGAAAGUGAAACUCCCUUAGAGAGAGUUUUUCAACUACACGAAUUAAUGACGUUUCAAUCUCAUAAAGAAAGUGUAAGCAGCAUCACAAUGAUGAACAAAGAGAGAAUCGAUGAAGUAGUGUCAGUGGGACAGGAUGGAAUGCUUAAAUUAUACAAUAUAAAAAACAAAAAAUUAUCGCGUAGCGUAGCUCUAUCAUCAUUACCACUGUCUUCUUGCAUAUCAUACUAUACAUCAUCACAUCGUAAUAUAUUAAUAGUGGGCUCCUGGGACAAUUCGUUAAUAUUUUAUGACGUUGAAUUUGGUAGAGUAAUAGAUGUAUUAAAAGGGCACGAGGAUGCUGUUUCUUGUUUAGCAUUAAGUCCAUCUCGCCAAAUUAUUAUAUCUGGUUCAUGGGAUUGUACUGUUAAAGUUUGGCAAAACUAUAUUUCUGGAUCAAAAAUUAAACCAACAAAGUGCUUUAUCGCACAAUUAGAUCAUGAUUCUAAAGUAACCUGUAUGAAUAUAUCAAGAGAUGAGAAAUUAUUAGUCUCUGGCACAGAAGAUGGAGAAAUUUUGUUAUGGAACAUGGAUACUUAUAAUGUACAAUUUACUGUAAAAAGACAAACUUGUAAGAUAAAUGCAAUUGUAUUUGAUCAAGAAGGUAAGAGCAUAAUAUCAUGUGCAGAAGAUAAAGUAUUGAAUAUAAUAGAUGUCUAUACAAGUACCCAGGUUUAUUAUACAACCAUGGAACAUGAACCUUUAACACUGACAUGGUUGGAAACUUUUUUAUUGAUAGGCGAUAGCAAUGGAAAUAUAAAUAUAUGGAAUCGCGAGGGAACAAUUUUUGUUUCACAAAUACAUUAUCACGAUGGACCAAUUAAUGCAUUAUUAGUUUCUACGGAAAAUAAUAUAAUUUUGACUGGUGGAAAAGAUAGGAAAAUAGUUGUAUGGAAUUAUAAGAAGUUGUAAUUCUACAUUUAUAUUACAAUUGAAAAAUUGAAACUAUGUGUUUUAUCAUAAAUCUAAUCAGAAAUAGUUUAAUUUAUAAAUUGAAUUGAAUGUAGCAAACAAAAAUUGAUUACAUUUAGAACAGCCAUUCUAUGUUCAUUUAAUGAAUUUG
Molecule: messenger RNA, 2981 nt
Organism: Colletes gigas
Lineage: Eukaryota; Metazoa; Arthropoda; Insecta; Hymenoptera; Colletidae
Product: protein FAN-like
Exons: 16
Coding region: 137-2830 (897 amino acids)
Molecular function (GO): protein binding
Source: RefSeq, a predicted model, not a curated record